AUGCCUGGAUUUACCGAUACAAGUAAAUAUGACAACCUAACUCAAGUAAUAAAACUUAAACAUGAAACAGAAUGUUAUGGAUUGCCAUACGGAGUAUUCGGACUAGUCUGUUGGGGUUUAACACUUAUCUCUAUCAUUUUAACCUAUGUGAAUAUACCGUUGAUAUCACCGUGGCGCUGGGGUAAAAAAUAUAAAAGACAAAAGCCAGCAAUGUUAUUCAUCUCGGCUGUUACGACAAUUGGUCCGGUCAUUUAUACAGGUAUCGCUUGUCGUGCAGAUUGGAUGUCAAUACUGAUGGCAAUUGGCCAACUCACUCCUUGGAGUCUCAAGAUAGCCAACGAUGGUUAUGUGAUUAAGGUGGAUGAUGGCUUGGAAGGAACCUACCGCGCUUUUGGAUUCACAAUGACAAUUUUACUAUACAUUGUUGGUUGGUUAGGUUUGGAGAUGGCGUUUGUUGAUCCGAAAACGAAUUCUGUCGUGGUUAUAGUCACGAUGAUAGGCUUAGUGAUAUGUCUACUAUGCUACACGUAUUACUGGGCACUCAUGCAUAAAUGUCUGCAUACUUGUUGUUCCAUCGUAAUAUUUUAUAUUCUAAUGACCUCUCAGAUCGUAGGAUCGCACAUAAUUCUUGCCCUACUUAAUAAAAAUUGGAGUGGAAUUGCUCCUGAUGGAGCCGGGCAAGCAUCAGCUAUUAUUUUCUUUAUUGGAAAACGUCUGCUAUUUUUAGAUUUAGAUUUCAAUUAA
This is a messenger RNA of Ambispora gerdemannii, 744 nucleotides long. NCBI's taxonomy places the organism in Eukaryota, Fungi, Glomeromycota, Glomeromycetes, Archaeosporales, Ambisporaceae. The record is from the annotation of a GenBank genome assembly.